GGCCUCGCGGAGCAUUGCCACCAAUGGCAUCGCACUUUCCGUCGGCUGAUUAGGCUGUUUUUCCUCAUUUCUGAGCAAUGUAGUCACUGAUAAUGGGCGAACUAAUAGCCUGGCAUGAUUAUUUGAAGACGGUAAAGUUCUACAGUUAGUGCUAUGAUCCGCAGUCCUUGUUCUUGCUGCAUUCGUACCCAAAAAUCGUAACCAUUGCCUCACGCACGUUCCACUGAGCGCUGCCAUUUUGUCAACUUCAUAUUAACUCAACAUAAGAGGGCGACAUGACAAAGCGAUCUUGUGUAACCAAAAUUUAUGCGCGAUGCGGCCGAUGUCGACGCUGUCAGCUGAUAACUUCUGAAAAGUUUGUUGCAUUUGAGUUCUGAAAGAGAAAGAAAACGUUACCUGCAUCAUGAAUCCACCAAAGAAGAACUUUUUUGUUCGUAACAGGGUACUCUUUGUAGGAUUAAUAAGUAUUUCACUCAUUCACGUUGGAUGGUUCCACAUUGCCAAUGAUCCUGUCUUCAAUAAAGAAGCUGGACACUCAAAGAAGAAAAUUUCAGAUCGUCUUCCAGCUUAUAUCAAAUCAAAGGCUUUGAAAUCACCAGCUGAGAAGUCCAAUUAGUCAUCACUGGAGUACCAAUACCUGUGCAAUCAGUGGAGAAUUUAGGACAUACCAAAAACUUUUGAAAUUUAAUAUCUCCGAAGGACAUAUUAUUACCAUGGGUCUCAAAAAGAUUAUAAUGGAACACAAGUUCAUGAGUGUUGGAAUUGCUUUGGUCACGACCCACCUUUUGAUCUACAAUGUUCAGAAGAUAGCAAAAACUUCAGCUAGGAUUGAGGAUAGAAAAGAACACGAUACUGUACUUGUUAUUGGGAAAGAUGAGAAGUAAAUCAUCUAGCUGAUCAAGAUGUGUGCUGCAUCUCCAGGAACAAGUAUGGCCUAUCAAACUCCAAAGGAACAAUCUCGCAUCAGCUCUUAUGACCAGCAACAUCCAUCCAACAUCCGUGCUCUCCAAGCCUUCAAAUCCAUCAUCAAAUCUUGCUACGGACCGCAAGGGCACUUGAAAAUGAUUCAGAACCAGUGUGGAGGUCAUGUUACCCUGACUUCCUCCAGCCAGAGACUACUGUCAACCCUGUCCUUAUCCAAACCACUGCUGAAGAUGAUAUCUACAGCAGUGGAGGGACAUCUGAAAGUGUAUUCAGAUGGAGGUCUUCAUGCUGCUCUUCUGGCAUGCUCACUCAUCCAAGGUUGCUGGGAGACAGGACUACAUCCUAUGAUGUGUGUAGCUGUCAAUGAAAUAAUGCAAGACAUAUGCAAGAAUACUAUGAUGUCCAGCGAUAGCUGUAGGAUUCCUGUCAAUGUGGCUUCCAUGGAGACGCUCUUGUCUCUUGUUCGCCCAGUGAUUGCUUCAAAGCCAGGGUGCGGCCUGGUCAAGCGGGACCUUCGCCUGGUAGCAAGAUUAAUCGUACAAUCCUUCAUAUCCUCCAUUCCCAGUGUAGACCACGGUCAGCCACUGACCAUUCCUGAGGUCCAACUCAUCGGAGUAGAGGGAGAGAUGCCUUCAGAGUCACACAUUGUAGAAGGUAUAUUGAUAGAAGCUCCAGAUAUUCCUGCUUUCUUUACUAAGGAUUUACAAGUGCCUAGGAUAGAGACUGGACCUGAUGCUGGGUGUGUUAGAGUGGUGCUGUUCAACAUAUCUCUGUCAGGGGAUAGUGAAGAAUACACUGAUGUUCGUUUUGAGCUGGCCCCAGGAGUGACAGCUGAAGCUAGUAAUCUUAAAGCCAUGAGGGAUCUGUUUGAUCAGCUUGUGGACAUGAGAGUUGGAUUAAUAGCAUGUCAAAAGGUCAUACACCCAUCCAUCAAAAGCUACCUCAGACAGAAGGGGAUGUUAGCUAUGGAUCGUCUGUCCAUCCGUCAUAUUGGAGCAGUACAGCAGGUCACUGGUGCAGAAGUUCUUGGUUCUUUCAGCUGCGCAGUCCCAUCGUCCAGUUUAGGUAAGGUGUCGGAUAUCCAACAUCUUGUCAUGUUUGAUAGGAGCUAUCUUCAUCUCCAGAACCAUUCUUCAUCACUUUGUACACUGGUAUUAUGCAAUCACACCGAGCAGAGUCUGGAGGAAAUGAAGCAUGUUUGUAAUGUAGCUCAUCAUACCCUGGCCUUGACCUUGAGUGAUCCCACCACUGUCCCUGGAGCAGGCUGUCUCCAUGUUAUCCUGGCUCAUCAUAUAAGAGAACAGGUAAUGCACAUGGAUGAAAGCACAUGGAGAGAUGCAGGGUGCUCCAAAAGCCAGUUUCUGAAAUUAUCGGAUACCUUUGCAUCCAGCUUAGAGGAAGUCACCAUGGCAACUUCUUGUACAGAUACCAGCCAUAUUGUGACAGACUCCACAUCUCAUCACUGCUGGUCCAUCCCACGGGAGUCCAUGGAGGAUCCUGAUUGGCUGCAGAGGAUGGGUGGGUGUGGCUGUGGCAUGAAGCUAGCCAAUCAGAUGAGGCAAGGCUCUUGGGGCAUUGUUGGAAAUCUCAAGUAUGGAGAGUACAGGAUGGAAGAGCAAGCUACCAAAGAUGCCAGCAUGACUACAAUUGACACUGCUUAUGGAGAGAAAACUGAAACUAGGAAUGAUGAUGAUCCCACUAGCACAGAUCGGACUGCAUUGCAUAAUGGGAUGUAUGGUCAGAAUCCUUCCAUGGGUCUAGAUAGAGACAGGACUGGCCUGAUCUUGGACUCCUUUGCUGUGAGAUUCAAUUCAUUUUGUGUGGCUGUGGACAUUGCUAAUGUCGUGUUGAGGAUUGGACAUACUGUAGAAGACAUCAACUGAUAUCAUUACUUUAAAUGGACAAUUUACAAAUGGUUCACCUGUCAACAUUUUUAAAGGUGAAGUUCAGCAUUAUAUAUUUUGCAAAAUCCAGCAUUCAAUACCAUUGUUGACUCAUGUUGUUAUCAUGAUAUAUCAAUUCUGUUGUUCUUUUUCUCUUACAAUUGAGCAGGGUUGGGCUCAAUUACAAGGUAGUUGAUCAAUUAUGUAAUUAAUUACAUUUUUUCCAGUAAUUGUUAUUUAAUUGAAGUUUUGAACGGGAAAGUAAUUGUAAUUGAAAAAAAAAAGUAAUUUACUUCAAUUACUUUUAAUUACAUUCAAUUAGUUUACAAUAAAUUUACUUAAUUUAUGAUUUAAUUUCUUGGCCUUUUUCAUGUCAACUGCUUCAGCAUCAAAGAGAGUAACAGGGAGAAUCCGUGCUCUUUAACCUAAACCUUCAUCUUUUCAGUUUCUCCGUAAAUAGGUGGUAAUAUGUUAAGAAUAAAAAUUGGUGUCUGUUAUGACUUUUCUAGAAAGCAAUUGAAGUUUUAAUUGACAAAAGUAAUUGGUAAUUGUAUUUGUAAAUGAAAAGUAAUUGUAAUUGAACAUUUCUUCAAUUAUGUACUUGUAAUUGUAAUUGAAGAAAGUAAUUUAGCCCAACCCUGCAAAUGAGUGAUAUCAUUUUAAAUUCUUGACAUUCUCCAUAAUGUUUUCACCUCUAAUUGUCAAGAAAAUUCACCCAAUAUCCAUUGACCAGAAUCAGCUUUUCAUUUUCUAGUUGCCUCAAGCUGAUCAAUGAAUAGCUUAACAAUAAAUUAUUUGCUAGUAGGUCAGUCUCCCAUCAGUACAUGGGACAUGCAACCUUUUGGAUCAAACAUGACAAAUUUUUGUAUUUUCAUUGUAGAUUUAAUAUGUCUGUGCAACUGCUUCAAAACAUGUUAUUUGAUUUUACUCUUCAAAAUCUAUUUACCUGUGUGUGUGUUGUACUCUAACAUGAACAAGUUCUGAAGCUGUUGACAGAACCAUUUCUGAAUUAUCAAAUGAAAUGUGCAAUCUUUAUCAUGCUCAGUUGCCUCUAUGUUUAAAUGCAGUUACAGUAGUUUUUCUACAGUAUUUUUUAGAAUACUAAAUGCAGUUAAUUUUUUUUAUUAUUAUUUACCCAUAGCCAUUUUAAAAAACAAAUAUUUCUUUCAAUAUGUCUUAUGUUUCAUGUAUCAAACUCGCUGGCAUAUUUUCAUUUAUGAUCUUUUAAAUGUAACUAGAAAGAAUCAAUUGUCAACAUGAUAAAUCAGAUGUGGUUGCCAAUUUGAAUAUGAUAGAAACUGUCUCAAAGUGACUGUAAAAGGCUUUUUAUAUUGUAUUUUUAACAAUAGGUUUUUUUUUGUUCCAAUAGUUAUGUUUUCAUGAGUUCUGAUACAAUUUAAGCCAGUCAGAAGUGAAAUAAUGAUUGCUAGCAGAGAAAUUAUUAUACUAAAAUUUUACAAAUGUGCAUAAGCACCUGCCCUAACUAUAGCUUUGAAAAUGAGCAGAAUACUCACAGAUGUCAACACUAAUUUCUAUAAUAACGCAACAAAUUUUAAUCUAUUAGAAUCAUUUGCUACCUAAUUAUACUGAGGUCAUUAUUGUGCAUUCUGUUUGAGCCAAUUUUAUGAUUACCUCAACUAGAAUUUAUCUGUAUGUAAGAGUUAAUGCUCUCCUCACUUUUAAUGAUUUGUUUACAAUUGUUUGUGUAAGUGUGUGUUCACUCCUCUUGCAAAUAAACAUUACAAUUAUAUUUUGAUGUUUGAAAUGAAAUUAUCUCUUGCUAAUUAAUGAAAGUUCAGACUACCAUUCCACAAGGAUGAAAACUGGAGUCAAUAAAUGACAGUCUUUGCAGAAUCAGAAGAAGGUGUUGAUAAUUUCAAUUAGAGUUCAAUUCAGUACAAGCGUCUUUAUUUCUCAUGUGUCAAAUGUUAAAGGUAACAAUAUAACAAAAAAUGAUGCAUAAGGUUUGAGACAAAUUGGCAAGAAAUCUUAGAUACAUAUACAAAAUCAAUAGCUUGAUUACACAUGAUGUAGAAAACAUGUGAAACUAGGCACUAAAAAAGAAGCAGAGCUUGACAAAAUUUAGUACCUCUGAGAUUUGAUACAAUUUGUAAGUCAUAUAAUCAAAAUAAGACUAUAUAUGUAAGAUUAUUGACCACUUUACAUUGCCUUAGAAAAAGAAAGAACAUCAAUUUUAAAAGUUUAUUAGAGAUAACAACUUUGAGCCUCCAAAUAUAAUGCCAUUAUUAUUUUUUCUGACUCAAACUGAUUUUUGCAAGAUGUUGUCUAUUUCAUGUAUUACUUUGAUUCAAGAGGUUUUUUUCAAAUAUAAAUACUAUUGAAUGUGGUAAUAGAGUAUAAACAUAAAUAAUGCACUGAUGUCCUUGAGUAGAUUUGAUGGCAUGGUAUGCAUCGUAAUCUGAAAUCUAAUAAGAUCUCAAAAAAGAGUAUGACACAAACAAUUUGUGCAUGACUGAAUUGAAAGGUCAAUUAUGUAUGUUGUAAUUGAGCAUGAGUAUAAAGAAAAUAAUUUAAUUAUGCUUUUUAGACAGGCUCAUACACUGUUGGUCAUAAAGGUGGAAUAAAAUAUUUUUGAAUAAAAAUCGACAGUUUUGUUGGUAUUUGAAAGGCUACGCGUAGACAAAAUGGUAAUUGAGUGAUUACAUAAUCAUGAUAACGUUUCCCCAUUACACAGGUGACAUUAUAACAUGAGAAAUUUUGAUUACGUAAUAAAUUAUUUUGUUGUAGACUAUAAAAGCCUAUGCAUAUGAUAUUCUGUCCCUUUCCCUGA
Lytechinus pictus (painted urchin) is the source of this 5598-nucleotide messenger RNA. Its product is annotated as molecular chaperone MKKS-like. The coding region runs from base 903 to 2807 and encodes 634 amino acids. Gene Ontology annotation, cellular component: nucleus; kinociliary basal body; cytoplasm. The record is from RefSeq and is a predicted model, not a curated record. NCBI's taxonomy places the organism in Eukaryota, Metazoa, Echinodermata, Echinoidea, Temnopleuroida, Toxopneustidae. Gene Ontology annotation, molecular function: ATP hydrolysis activity; ATP binding. The transcript is spliced from 8 exons. Gene Ontology annotation, biological process: protein folding; cilium assembly; intracellular transport.